AUGUCUUCAAUACCAACUUCAAAGGAAGAACAGCAACCACCUACUCCUCAGGUAACUUUUCAAGGACGAAAACUACCUGAUCAUUUGAUAAAUUUCGCUUCACCUCCUGGCAAAGAACUCUUUAAACAAGCACUUAACGAAGGUUAUGCCGAGGGUUACUUUAACUUGUCUAGUUGUUUCUCACAUCAAAUGGAACCAGCUUACUGUGGUUUAAGUUCUUUAUCAAUAGUUCUUAAUGCUUUACAAGUUACAGGUGCUCCUGUCUGGAAAGGACCAUGGCGAUGGUGGUCAGAUGAACUUUUAAACUGUUGUGCGAAAAUCGAAGAAGUAAAAAAAUCCGGAAUUACUUUUGAUCAAUUUGCAUGUUUAGCAAGAUGUCAUUGCGACACUAUUGUUAAACGUGGUAAUAAAGUGACAAAAGAAGAAUUUAUUUAUGAUUUAAAAACUGUUUGUUCUCGUUCUGAUAUUUUUAUGGUAAUUUCUUUUUCGCGAGAAACCAUGCAACAAACUGGUGACGGUCAUUUUUCACCUGUUGGGGGAUAUAAUCCUGACAAAAAUAUGGUUCUUAUAUUGGAUACCGCCAGAUUCAAAUAUCCAUCAUACUUUUCUUCGGUUGAUUUAAUAUAUGAAGCUAUGCUUCCAUUGGAUAAAGAAACUAAUCUUUCACGAGGUUAUUUCCUUCUUUCUUCAUAUACAUCUCAAAAGGCCAUUUCCCUUUGUAAAUUGUCUCAAGAAGGAUUUAAUACGGUAGUAAAUUGGACUACCCUUGGGAAAACUUUUUGUAAAGAUAUUCCUGAUCGCUUAAUCACUGAAAGACCAAAAACUUUAGAGGAGGUGAUAAAGGUGGUUUUCAACGAUCCGUUUAUAAGGUCAUUACAAAAUGCUAUGCAACGUGAUGUUGAUAAGUCUACCAGUUUUGAAGGGAAACCGGAAUCUGGUGAAUAUUACCUUAGCUAUUUAGUCAACGAUAUUAUCAUGUCGCCUUUAUAUCCAGUUGUUGAAUCUGUAUUUAAGAAACAAUCGUCAUCUCCAACACAACUUAACGAAAAUCAGACAGCUUUCGUUACCCUUUUCCUGCUUUCAUUUCCCACCAAAUUAUUCACGAUUUUGUCUCCAGAAUUAGUAAUUGAAUUGGAACAAUAUCGUGGUCGUACUAAUAUGUCUUCAGAAUUAAAACGUGAGGUGGAAAAGGUAAAUGAAGAAAUUGUGGACUUGAUUGAGAAUUUUUGCACCUGUAUUGCAAUGUUAUAUUCAAUAGUUGUAUGGAAACAUAUUUCACUUCCUUUCUUUAUUCUAAGUUCGGUUUUCGUAUUUUUAUGUUUUACAACAGUGCAUAUCACAAAAGCCUUUUCAAUUUCAUGGGUUCACGAAGAUCUAUUAGCACAUCCACAGUAUAAAGUAUUUAUUUAUGAAAAUCAAUUAAUUCAAAAUAGUAGUUUAGAAAAGUUUGCGUUCGACGAUGUACAGACGGAAUCCAGUAAGGUUCCUACAUUAUCACAGUCAAGUUCAGAAGAUAAUGAGGAUUCAAAAUAUAUUUCAGUUAUAAUGCGUACAGCGACUAGACAGCCGUAUGUUUGUCAAAUACCUUAUAUUGCUAAUCAAACUUCGGAUGAAGAAAAUCCUGAAGAGAAUAGAGAAGAUGUUGACCUUAUGAGAAAAGGUUUAGCAUUAUUGGAACCAUUACAAAAUAAUUGUCUUUAUUAUAAUCAAGGAUGGUGGACUUAUGAAUAUUGUCAUCUAAGUCACGUUAAACAAUUUCAUCAAAUCAUUCGGCCUAACAUGAAACCUAUUGAAGAUAGAUCAGUAGCUUCAUUUUACUUAGGAAGAUAUGAUCCUCGUCAUGCAACUUUACCAUCUUCUUACAAGGAUAAGGAGGGCUCAAAGAAUUCUCAACAACAACUAGGUACAGAUUUACAAGCCGGUGGUGGUAAAAAAUAUUUGGUGCAAAGGUGGAGUGACGGAACAAAAUGCGAUUUGACGGGUAAACCUCGUAAAGUUGAAAUUCAGUUUCAUUGCAAUCCACAGUCCAAAGAUGGUAUUUCAGUAGUUACAGAAAUGUCUACAUGUUAUUAUCUUGUAGUUAUACACACACCAAGAUUAUGUAAUGAUCCUGCAUUCCUUAGCAAAAAUUUAAAUAAAGUUAAUCAUAUUGAAUGUAGAAGGGUCGUUUCAGAUGAAAGAUUUGAUCAAUAUACGGAUAAAGAACGAAAAAGUUUAGAAAGUGGAGAAAAUGAAGGGGUGAUGAGCAAAGAAAAAGAACGUAAUGAUGACGAAUUAAAUGAUCCUUCAGAUGAAGGAUCAAUUGAAGAAGAAAAUAAUAAUGCUAAAGGACAUCCAAUUCAAAUUUAUUUUAUGGAUGAAAAUGGACAAUGGACAUUAGUUGAUGGCAAUGAAGCUGUGUUAAAAAGAAAUGAAUAUGAGAAAGACGAACCUAGUUAUUCAGAUUAUCAACAUAUUUUGGAAAGUUUAAUUACGCAAAAUCUUCAAGUUCGUCCUAAUAAUCCUUUCAAAAGGAAAGACAAUUUUGAAUCAGAUUAUUAUCAACAAAGUCAUCAAGCAAAAUUGA
Molecule: messenger RNA, 2566 nt
Organism: Funneliformis caledonium
Lineage: Eukaryota; Fungi; Glomeromycota; Glomeromycetes; Glomerales; Glomeraceae
Source: the annotation of a GenBank genome assembly